UUUUUUUUUUUUUCUCUUUUUUUAACAACGAUGUCUGAACUUAUUUUGGAUAUACUCGUUUUAAUCAUUGAAGAAUUAGAAGAUGAUUAUAAUACAUUAUUUAAUUGUCUUUUAGUAAAUAGUAUAUGGUGUAAAACGACCAUACCAAUCUUAUGGAAAAAUUAUUUAAAUUACGCACUUUUUAAAUUUAAAUAUGUUUCACUCAUUAAACUAUUUUUUUCAUAUUUAUCUGAAGAAUCCAAAAUUUUAAUGAAUGAAAAUGGUAUUGAUUUUAAUUUAUCUUUUAUACCACAAAAACCAUUAAUCAAUUAUAUAAGUUUUAUAAAAUCUAUCGUAAUUUUUGAUAUAUCAAAAGUUAUUGAAAUUUGUUUCAAUAUAAAACUUUUAGAAAAUCAAAAAUUAAUUAUAGAAAAAGAAUUUUAUAAUAUUAUUUUUAAUCAAUGUUCUAAUAUAAAAUGUCUUGACCUUUCUCAUGAAUUUUAUGAGAAUAAAUAUGAUAUGGUGAAUUAUAUAGAAAUAAAGGAUCAUCUAAGUAAUCUUGUAGAAUUCACUUGUACUCAAUAUAUUGACGAAAAAAUCUUUGAUGCUUUGGCGGAAAUAUGUGUAAAUAUCAAAAAACUUGAAAUAAGAAAGCGUAAUAAAGAUAAUAAUGGUUUAUUCAAAUUAAUACAAGCUCAACGUCAAUUAGAAUAUUUUUGUUAUAAAGGAAAAAAGAGUCGAACGCACGAUUGGGAUGUUUUUUGUAAAGAUAUGAGUGAAGCAUUAAUUAAGCAUUCAAAUACGCUCAAACACUUUAAUGCACCAAUUAGAUUAUGUAUUCCUCUUAUUACAUUAAAUUCUUUCAUAAAUUUAGAAACUUUAAUGUUAGGAUAUUCAACAAAUUAUAUUAACGAUUUACAUUUAAUUAAACUUCCAAAGCUUCAAUAUCUUAAGGUUUGUUACCUUACAAAAGUAAGAGAAUUAAUUCAAAAUACGGGUGGAUUUCUUAAAAGAAUCGAAAUUUAUAAACCACUUGUUGAAGCAGAAGAAAUCAUAAAGAUUAUCAGAGUUGUAUAUCAACAUUGUCCUCAACUUGAAUACUUUUGUUUCCCUUUUGUUGAUAAAGUUGGUGAUAUAUUAGAAGAAUUAUUAUUAAAAUGCAAUGAUUUAAAAAAAAUCAUUAUGAAUGGGUAUUAUUUAGAUGGGGAUAUAUUAUUAAAAAUUUUAAUAAAAUCAAUUUCGAAAAAAUUACAACAUAUUGAAAUUAAUGGUGAUUGGAAAUUCUCGGUGAAAGAAUUAGAAGAAUUUUUAAAUAAUUGGAAAGAAAGGAAUUGUUUACUUUAUAUUAAAUUUGAUUUAAGUAGUCAUUGUUCUAAAAAAGAAUUUUCUGAUAUAUUUCAUAAAUAUAUAGAUGAUGGGGUCCUUGAUCGUAAUUCAUGUAUUUUAAAUAAUUGAUUAUUGAUGGACGUUUAUAUAUUAUUAUUGGUAUCGUAGAGCGUGAUAUUAGUGGUAUGAUAUGAAUCAUAUGAGAUGUAUUAUGUCUACUUUUUAAAAAUAAAGACGAUCAAUAAAUUUUUUGUUAUUUCUGUUGUCA
Rhizophagus irregularis DAOM 181602=DAOM 197198 is the source of this 1573-nucleotide messenger RNA. RefSeq lists its product as uncharacterized. Lineage: Eukaryota; Fungi; Glomeromycota; Glomeromycetes; Glomerales; Glomeraceae. The record is from RefSeq and is a predicted model, not a curated record.